AUGCCCCCCGAGCUGGUCAUCGCGGCUCGUCACCUCCAGAUAUCCCUUUGCCGCGACACGACUCUGGCCUGGCGGCAAUUACUCUGGCACAACCAAGUCACUCACAACGACUGGAUCCGCGACCACAAUUCGCGCCCGCUCCAGUCUGCACCUUUCGAUACCUUCGCGGACGCCUUUCAAUCCAACACCACCACCACAUACUGGUCCUUCAUACCCCGGCACACCGCCACCAUACAAGACAAAGCUCACCUCCCCUGGUUCUUCAUGCUCAGUGCGGGACUCGGUCUUCAAGCCACGGCCCCACUCCUGAACCCCCAAAGCCGCGUCUGGUUCCCAACGCCUCCUCCUCGCACCAAUCUCCGGCAACAGGGCUCUUAUGUUAAACGCCUAAGCACCACCAUCGGGACACAUCUCCACCCCCCUAGCCCCAUCGACCACAAGUAUGCCGACCGCCGCGCCGCACUAUGUGCAGACCUCAAUCUCCCGUACCGCCCGGACGCAUGGACUCGGCCCUGGCACGCGUCGUAUCUCCCUGGCAGCCUCCAAUGGUUUCAAUACCGAUGGCACUUCCAGGCGUUCCGGUUUAAACACUCAUCGAUAAAUCCCCUAUGCCCCUAUUGCGGGAACCCCGACAAGUCUAGUCACACUUUCUGGACAUGCCCCCGUGCGCAUGCACUCUGGACUACGCUGCUCCAAAUCUGGUACGGGGACGUCGCCGCGAAACCCUCAGAUUACAUCGCCAACCUUACAUCAGCCGAACAACCUCGAGCAGCCCGAUGGAUGCUCCAAGCCCCCCAGUGGAAAACCCACGGCACGGCGUACGACAACCUCUGCCACCAGGGCUGGACACUCCUCCGAUCACUGGGAUUUCGCAUCCUCUGGACGGAGCGCUGUAAGGCGAUCCAUGCGGACCCCCUCGCACCACCCGCCCUGCCCUCACACCUUCCAACGUCUACUCCGCCCUCGUCCAACAAUGCCGCCGGGCAUCCGCUGGCCCCACCGUCUCACACCACAUGCCUAUUCCCUCACGCGGCCUCAUCCUUUUUGAUGGAGCGGCUCGGAUGGAAACAUGCUGUGGGGGAUCCGGUGCCAUCGCUAUGCCACACCAUGCACCAUUGCUCAGUGAGUACGACGCCCACUUCCUUGCCACUGCUACGACCAACAACAUCGCCGAUUAUAUGCCUGAUCAGAGCCCUCACCCUCGCGGUUUCUAUGCGCCUUACCCACGUAGAGGUGUGCGGCGACAGCAACCUCCUCAUGAAUCACUUGCGCGGCCUUAAUCGCGUACGUCACUCCGGUCUCCGCGAUUCCUACGUCCAAGCGCGCACCCUAGCCUCCACACUCCACUGCGUCUUUGCCCACCGCCCGCGCAAAUUCAACCAGGCCGCCGAUUUCCUGUCCAAACAGGCCCCGGAUGACUGCUGCGACUACGGUACUCACGCGCAAAGGCGUCCUUUGUCACCAAGCGACACCGCUACCUUUUACGACUUCCUUGAUCUGGACCUCCUACACAACCCUGGUUAG
This is a messenger RNA of Aphanomyces astaci, 1524 nucleotides long. RefSeq lists its product as hypothetical. The transcript has 2 exons. The record is from RefSeq and is a predicted model, not a curated record. Lineage: Eukaryota; Oomycota; Saprolegniomycetes; Saprolegniales; Verrucalvaceae. Gene Ontology annotation, molecular function: RNA-DNA hybrid ribonuclease activity; nucleic acid binding. Bases 1 to 1524 code for a protein of 507 amino acids.